UAUAUGCAGUAUUUCAUUCUACCCUUUCGACAUAAAAAUGCAAAAAGCUGAGUACGCUUGGAUUCCAAAGAAAGUUGAUUAUGAGCUGAUCGAUGGGAAAAAAAAUUUCAGGUCACGACCUGUUGCAUUCUCAGAGUAUCAUCCUCUGAAACCAAUAACAGUAACUGAGUCUGCUGGAGUGAAAGCUUCCUCAAAACGACGAAAAAGUGAUGCUAGUAGCACAAAAUCUGGUGCAGAAAGUGUCAAAUCUAGUUCUGGGAGCACCAGAUCAUCAUCUAGUGCAACAAAGGAUUUUAUUGACCCAUUGUCCGCUAUGGCAAUAAUUGAUCCAUUAUCUGUAGCAACUCAAAGCACUCCCAAAAAUUCGGAACAAGUGGAAAGCUCAGAAGCAGAUAUACUUGAAGUCUCUACCAAUGAUGAAUAUGGAGAAGGUUUUGAGCAUUGGGCAUCAAAAAAAUUAUUUAUUCUGAGUAACUAUACAUUGGAUGAAAAGCUAUCAAUGCAGAUGAUUUCCAUUUCAAAGAGUGGUGACAAGGCAGUCGGUCGUUCGUUUAAUUCGUCUUCUACUACAGAAAGACUCCAAAUUCGAUUGAAUCAGCUUAAUGACAUGGAGGAAGGUAGCGUGCAGGAACUAAAAACACAAUCUCAACAAAACUUUAUAGAUCGAAUGUAUGACUUGGGAAAAAAUCUUCGACAAUCAUGGGAAUCUAAUCAGAAAGUGAAUGCCCUGAAAAUAGCAAUUCAAUGUGCAAAAAUGCUGAGCGACGUAUCGGUUAUGCAGUUCUAUCCCAGCAAAUUUGUUCUGAUUGCAGAUAUUUUACAAACCUUUGGCCAGUUGGUAUAUGGUCGUAUCCUUUCUAUGUGUGCAGGAAUGUCAGCAGAUAAAAUUGAUCUGGAUAAAGUGAGUGAUAAUGCAAAAGAGAUUUGUCUCAAUUGGAUGAUGAAGAUUGCAUCCAUUAGAGAGCUUCUUCCAAGAAUCCUUAUUGAAGCUAGUAUCCUGCCUUGCUAUAAUUUUCUAAAAAAGGAUGAAUGCAACUCGGCACUCGUUCGGCUCACUAAUAUGGCAAAAGGUGUGGGUAAUCCAUUAGUUUGUGUUUAUGUAAGAACGUAUCUAUGCAUGAUUGGUGUUAAAUAUACCCCAAAGUUCAAAGGUCACUUACUUUCCAACUUCUACUACUUUAUUUCGACAUACAAGCAAAUUCAUACCACAUCUGUGCAAAAUGAAAUUGCACAUCAGAAGUUGGACAUGUCAACAUAUCUCUCAUUAUAUAUGCCUGCGUUGGAGUGGAUUUUAUCGUGCAUUGCCCAUAAUGCUCAUGAAAGCACACUGAAAGAUGUUUUAGAAAAAUGUGCGAAAACAGGUAACAGUCUUCUUAUUUUAAGAUGCAUCCUUGCCUCUUUCAAACCUGAUUAUGUAUCUGCGAGAGCGUUAGAUUUUUCGUCUAUUAUCUCUCAGUCAGACGACAGUCUAUUCCCUAAAGAUGUUGUUUUCACCACACUCGGUAAUAGUGUGAUAGAAUGUGACCCGCCUGAGAAGGACAAGCAACCACUUCUUGCUGAUGUUUGGAAAUACAUUGUUAAACUGCAAGACCCCAGUGAAUACAUUGCAUGUGCAGCAGUUUGGACCGAAUAUGCUGUUAAAAAUUUUAAGAAAAAGGAAGUGAACACCAUCCUUGGUGACAUCUUGAAGCACAUGGUACCAGAUCGGGCAUUCGAGAAGCAUUACUCAAAGUUGCAGGAUGUUGUUAAGAGAAUUCUAACGCAUAUGAAGUCUUUUUCAGUGGUUUUUGCAAUAGAAAGGUUCCUACCUUUUCUUGACAUGUUCCAAAAAGAUGAUGUCAAGCUGGAUAUUUGUACUUGUGUUGCUGAAUUCUUCAUUAAAGGUUCUGAUCAGUCUACUUCGGAUCCUCUUGUGAUAAAUGGCAUGAUGUAUAUUUGCAGAGCAAUGCACGAUUCCAUUAAUUCCAUGAGUCUCGAAAGUGAGCGUAGAUCAGUGGGCAAUGCAAUAUGUGCCGUGAUCCAAAAAAUAACAUUUGGUAGAGAUUUUGAGCAGCAACUGAACUUUUAUGUGGAAUGUCGUGGUUCUUUUCGCAAUUUAGACUCUGUCUUGUCAGCUUUGGUGCAUCUGGUCAAUACACUUUCUACUACUUGUACUCGAAUUGUGAAGCAUAAACAUACAACUAAAACUGCAUCUUUUGUACGGGCUUGCGCCGCUUUCUGCUUCAUUACUAUUCCUUCUCUCAGUGAUGUAUAUGCAAGAUUGCAGCUGUAUUUGGUUUCUGGGCAAGCUGCUCUAAUUAGCCAUUGUGUCACUCAAGCUGAUGCUAUGUUCUGUGCUGCUGUAACUCAAAUUUUAGAUGCACCUUCGCUCAUCGCAAAUACGGAUGGAAAAAAUGUUUCAACUCAGAACAUCAUGGCAUCUUAUAUCACUAAUUUUUUGUCUACAUUAUUAACAGUACCUGAUCACCCAGAGCAAGGCAUUCUGUAUUUGUUGCGUGGGUUGAUGAAUGUUAUUUCUGCUACAGGAGCUAGUGGCGGAUUACUUAGUAUGGAAUCUAGAAUUUCUGUCUACAUCAAGGUGCUCAGUUUGCUAUCUGCUUAUAGCCAAGAUCGAUACUUAUACCGUGUUGAGUAUGUUGAUUCUAACGAACACUUGUACAGCAGUGAUGAAAAAUUUCUAGCAGAGAUUUCAUCAAUUGGGACUACAUUGUUGGACGAACUUUUUGCUUUUCUAACAGCAUCUUCUCAGUACAAGUCAAACGACAGAGCUGCAGUGGCAUCAGAGUUGUUUUCCACCAUUAUAGCUUUUGGCAAUAUUGAAGCCCCUUGCAUGCAGAAACUAGCAGUAACUACAUGGAAUCUCAUGAUCAAAACAGGAGGGAUUGAUCAUAAGCAACUGGUAAAAACCAUCAGCCACGUGAAAGGAAAAGGAGGGUCGUAUACCAAAGUUGCAAGCUCUUUAUCUCUUUCAUCUAAAGUUUAAUUAUGUCAAGGUUACUUGCGAAGGUUGUGUCCUAAUUAAUAUAUAUUUACGAAAAUGUUGAUGAAAACUAUUUCCUUCCAAAUAUGUUAUUCAUUUUGGAUUGAAUUUGUUAAAGCUAAAUUUGAAUGACUCCAAAUCAAUUACAUAUAUUCAUACAUUUCAUUUAGUUCACAUACUUGACCAUCAUUUGCAAAUUGUCUUGCUUCAUACGGAUGCAUGAAGGUUUGAGUCAGUUGUUGGGAUGUUGUGAUUAAUCAUCAAAUGCAUAAUAAUGUACAAUUAGCUUGAAAAUACUAUAUUCUGUAAACAGCCUUCUGCAAUUCUUGUGGGAUUGGUAUUACCAAAUUCAUUGGUAUUUUGUAUUUACAGUGGCCAGCGAAGGAAUUUAUUUCAACUUGUUAUAUAAAAUACUCAAUGAUGGAUACAUUAUUGUGUGCUAUGAUUCGAAAAUUCGUCCCAUAUAUUAUUGUUUGAUUCUUGUUGCUUAUGUUUUCAAUGCAGAGGUCUGAAUUUUUUAAUGUAAUUUGACCAUCAAUUUCAAACAUAAGUUUCCAUGUUAUUUUCAUUAAUAAACUAAGGUUCCAAUUUUUUUCCUAUUCUGAAUAGUCAAGUCCUUUUAUUUAGCCAUUACAUUCAUGAUUCAUUGAUCCUAUAUGAGACUAUUCUAAAGCAUGAGUGACAAUAAUUCAAUCAGUAAUCAUUAUGAUUUUUUGAUUUCAUGUCCCCAAGGACGAGAUUAUAUAUCUUUAUAUAUUCAAUGUGCAAUAAACCUCCAUUAACGACAA
This is a messenger RNA of Styela clava, 3768 nucleotides long. Its product is annotated as VPS35 endosomal protein-sorting factor-like. Lineage: Eukaryota; Metazoa; Chordata; Ascidiacea; Stolidobranchia; Styelidae. Gene Ontology annotation, biological process: endocytic recycling. Gene Ontology annotation, cellular component: endosome. The record is from RefSeq and is a predicted model, not a curated record.